Molecule: messenger RNA, 4803 nt
Organism: Knipowitschia caucasica
Lineage: Eukaryota; Metazoa; Chordata; Actinopteri; Gobiiformes; Gobiidae
Source: the annotation of a GenBank genome assembly
AUGAUCGCGAAGGGAGAAUCGACCGCGCUGAGGUGGAAUGAUGAGACGGACAGACAGACGGCGUGUGGUGGAGAUGAGCAUCGGAGAAAAGAACUAGUGAAGGCAAGAGAGCGUGCAGCCAAACGAUUGAGGCUCUACGACACAAAGCAGGGGUUGAAGUCACUUUGUUCAUGUGACGUCGACAAGUCGGCGCUGUAUGUGAAACCGAGUGGAACAACAGCAGACCGUUUGGAGCUGGACAUUUACCAGCAGUUUGUCAUAAUUCCAAAGCAUGUUCCCUACUGCAGUGUUCCCUUCUGCACUGUUCCCUACUGCACUGUUCCCUUCUGCACCGUUCCCUACUGUACUGUUCCCUACUGCACCGUUCCCUACUGCACCGUUCCCUACUGCACCGUUCCCUACUGCACCGUUCCCUACUGCACUGUUCCCUACUGCACCGUUCCCUACUGCACCGUUCCCUACUGCACCGUUCCCUACUGCACCGUUCCCUACUGUACUGUUCCCUACUGCACUGUUCCCUACUGCACUGUUCCCUUCUGCACUGUUCCCUACUGCACUGUUCCCUACUGCAAUGUUCCCUACUGCACUGUUCCCUUCUGCACCGUUCCCUACUGUACUGUUCCCUACUGCACCGUUCCCUACUGCACCGUUCCCUACUGCACUGUUCCCUACUGCACCGUUCCCUACUGCACUGUUCCCUACUGCACCGUUCCCUACUGCACCGUUCCCUACUGCACUGUUCCCUACUGCAAUGUUCCCUACUGCACUGUUCCCUAUUGCACUGUUCCCUACUGCACUAUUCCCUACUGUACUGUUCCCUACUGCACUGUUCCCUUCUGCACUGUUCCCUACUGCACUGUUCCCUACUGCACUGUUCCCUACUGCACUAUUCCCUACUGUACUGUUCCCUACUGCACUGUUUCCUUCUGCACCGUUCCCUACUGCACUGUUCCCUAUUGCACUGUUCCCUACUGCACUGUUCCCUACUGCACUGUUCCCUACUGCACCGUUCCCUACUGCACCGUUCCCUACUGCACCGUUCCCUACUGCACUGUUCCCUACUGCAAUGUUCCCUACUGCACUGUUCCCUAUUGCACUGUUCCCAACUGCACUAUUCCCUUCUGCACUGUUCCCUACUGUACUGUUCCCUACUGCACUGUUCCCUUCUGCACUGUUCCCUACUGCACUGUUCCCUACUGCACUGUUUCCUUCUGCACCGUUCCCUACUGCACUGUUCCCUAUUGCACUGUUCCCUUCUGCACUGUUCCCUAUUGCACCGUUCCCUACUGCACUGUUCCCUACUGCACUGUUCCCUACUGCACCGUUCCCUAUUGCACCGUUCCCUACUGCACUGUUCCCUACUGCACUGUUCCCUACUGCACUGUUCCCUUCUGCACUGUUCCCUACUGCACUGUUCCCUUCUGCACCGUUCCCUACUGUACUGUUCCCUACUGCACCGUUCCCUACUGCACCGUUCCCUACUGCACCGUUCCCUACUGCACCGUUCCCUACUGCACCGUUCCCUACUGUACUCACUUCCGCUUCUACUUUUCUGAAGUGAACACUGAUGCCUGGGACUGGGUGCGCGACCCCUUUGCACCUGGAUCACCCAAUAGCCUCACAGUGCGUCGCUAUGAUGUUUGGGUUGACGGACUUAACGCGCGCAAUAAGUCCACUUUUCCGCCCUGUCAUAGCGGCUGCACCAUCCGUGCAAACAGCCACACACCUGUCCCAGCUCAGACUCGCAUCUGUCAUGAAAGCGUCUACAAGUCUGAAUACCUCCUUGCCCGUUGUUCUCCCAGAGAACCACUGCCCUACUGCACUGUUCCCUACUGCAAUGUUCCCUACUGCACUGUUCCCUAUUGCACUGUUCCCUACUGCACUAUUCCCUACUGUACUGUUCCCUACUGCACUGUUCCCUUCUGCACUGUUCCCUACUGCACUGUUCCCUACUGCACUGUUCCCUACUGCACUGUUCCCUAUUGCACUGUUCCCUACUGCACUAUUCCCUACUGUACUGUUCCCUACUGCACUGUUUCCUUCUGCACCGUUCCCUACUGCACCGUUCCCUACUGCACUGUUCCCUACUGCACUGUUCCCUACUGCACUGUUCCCUACUGCACCGUUCCCUACUGCACCGUUCCCUACUGCACCGUUCCCUACUGCACUGUUCCCUACUGCACUGUUCCCUAUUGCACUGUUCCCUACUGCACUAUUCCCUACUGUACUGUUCCCUACUGCACUGUUUCCUUCUGCACCGUUCCCUACUGCACUGUUCCCUUCUGCACUGUUCCCUACUGCACUGUUCCCUUCUGCACCGUUCCCUACUGUACUGUUCCCUACUGCACCGUUCCCUACUGCACCGUUCCCUACUGCACCGUUCCCUACUGCACCGUUCCCUACUGUACUGUUCCCUACUGCACUGUUCCCUAUUGCACUGUUCCCUUCUGCACUGUUCCCUUCUGCACUGUUCCCUUCUGCACUGUUCCCUAUUGCACCGUUCCCUACUGCACUGUUCCCUACUGCACUGUUCCCUACUGCACCGUUCCCUAUUGCACCGUUCCCUACUGCACUGUUCCCUACUGCACUGUUCCCUACUGCACUGUUCCCUUCUGCACUGUUCCCUACUGCACUGUUCCCUUCUGCACCGUUCCCUACUGUACUGUUCCCUACUGCACCGUUCCCUACUGCACCGUUCCCUACUGCACCGUUCCCUACUGCACCGUUCCCUACUGUACUGUUCCCUACUGCACUGUUCCCUACUGCACUGUUCCCUUCUGCACCGUUCCCUACUGCACUGUUCCCUUCUGCACCGUUCCCUACUGUACUGUUCCCUACUGCACCGUUCCCUACUGCACCGUUCCCUACUGCACUGUUCCCUACUGCACCGUUCCCUACUGCACCGUUCCCUACUGCACCGUUCCCUACUGCACCGUUCCCUACUGCACCGUUCCCUACUGCACCGUUCCCUACUGCACCGUUCCCUACUGCACCGUUCCCUACUGCACCGUUCCCUACUGCACUGUUCCCUACUGCAAUGUUCCCUACUGCACUGUUCCCUAUUGCACUGUUCCCUACUGCACUAUUCCCUACUGUACUGUUCCCUACUGCACUGUUCCCUACUGCACUGUUCCCUACUGCACUGUUCCCUACUGCACUGUUCCCUACUGCAAUGUUCCCUACUGCACUGUUCCCUAUUGCACUGUUCCCUACUGCACUAUUCCCUACUGUACUGUUCCCUACUGCACUGUUUCCUUCUGCACCGUUCCCUACUGCACCGUUCCCUACUGCACUGUUCCCUACUGCACUGUUCCCUACUGCACUGUUCCCUACUGCACCGUUCCCUACUGCACCGUUCCCUACUGCACCGUUCCCUACUGCACUGUUCCCUACUGCACUGUUCCCUACUGCAAUGUUCCCUACUGCACUGUUCCCUAUUGCACUGUUCCCUACUGCACUGUUCCCUACUGCACUGUUUCCUUCUGCACCGUUCCCUACUGCACCGUUCCCUACUGCACCGUUCCCUACUGCACCGUUCCCUACUGCACCGUUCCCUACUGCACCGUUCCCUACUGCACCGUUCCCUACUGCACCGUUCCCUACUGCACUGUUCCCUACUGCACCGUUCCCUACUGCACCGUUCCCUACUGCACCGUUCCCUACUGCACCGUUCCCUACUGCACCGUUCCCUACUGCACUGUUCCCUAUUGCACUGUUCCCUACUGCACCGUUCCCUACUGCACCGUUCCCUACUGCACCGUUCCCUACUGCACUGUUCCCUACUGCAAUGUUCCCUACUGCACUGUUCCCUAUUGCACUGUUCCCUACUGCACUGUUCCCUUCUGCACCGUUCCCUACUGCACCGUUCCCUACUGCACCGUUCCCUACUGCACCGUUCCCUACUGCACCGUUCCCUACUGCACCGUUCCCUACUGCACUGUUCCCUACUGCACUGUUCCCUAUUGCACUGUUCCCUACUGCACCGUUCCCUACUGCACCGUUCCCUACUGCACCGUUCCCUACUGCACUGUUCCCUACUGCAAUGUUCCCUAUUGCACUGUUCCCUACUGCACUAUUCCCUUCUGCACUGUUCCCUACUGCAAUGUUCCCUACUGCACUGUUCCCUAUUGCACUGUUCCCUACUGCACUAUUCCCUUCUGCACUGUUCCCUACUGCACCGUUCCCUACUGCACCGUUCCCUACUGCACCGUUCCCUACUGCACUGUUCCCUAUUGCACUGUUCCCUACUGCACCGUUCCCUACUGCAAUGUUCCCUACUGCACUGUUCCCUAUUGCACUGUUCCCUACUGCACUAUUCCCUUCUGCACUGUUCCCUACUGCACUGUUUCCUUCUGCACCGUUCCCUACUGCACCGUUCCCUACUGCACCGUUCCCUACUGCACCGUUCCCGACUGCACCGUUCCCUACUGCACCGUUCCCUACUGCACCGUUCCCUACUGCACUGUUCCCUACUGCACUGUUCCCUACUGCACUAUUCCCUUCUGCACUGUUCCCUACUGCAAUGUUCCCUACUGCACUGUUCCCUAUUGCACCGUUCCCUACUGCACUGUUCCCUACUGCACCGUUCCCUACUGCACCGUUCCCUACUGCACCGUUCCCUACUGCACUGUUCCCUUCUGCACUGUUCCCUACUGCACUGUUCCCUACUGUACCGUUCCCUACUGCACUGUUCCCUAUUGCACUGUUCCCUACUGCACUGUUUCCUUCUGCACCGUUCCCUACUGUACUGUUCCCUACUGCACCGUUCCCUACUGCACCGUUCCCUACUGCACCGUUCCCUAG